AUGAACUUUUUGAGACCCUUUCAAUUGCAGAAGAAUGUCGCUGUUCAGUUUAGAAAGCUAAUGACUUCACCCACAAAGUUUGGAAAACCCAGAUUUGCAUCCACGUUUUGCUCGCCCACAAAAGUUGGAAAUGCCCGCUUCGUUUCCCCAAGUUUGAUUGGGUUUGCUACUGCCACAUCUUUGGCACUAAUUCUGCCACAGCUUUCUAGCAAACACGCCAUUCGUAACGAUACAAUCCUGGGCGUCAAACAGCGACACGAUAUGCUUCCAGAAGAGGUUGGUCUUCCUUCGCAACGUAAAAGUUCUUUAGGUCGCAAGCUAAACUACAGGCAAUUGUGUUUGGGCUCGAUCAUUGGGCUUGUUGCCGGGGUCCUGGUAGGCAAAAUUUCUACGGUGCUGGUCUUUGUAACUGCUUGUGGACUACUCGGUAUUCAGUGGCUUGAAAACCGAGGACUGGUAGAUAAGAAAUCAACUAUUGGGCUUUCCAAGUAUAUGAUCAAAACGGGCAAAGAUUCUGUGGAUUUGAAUACCUUGGUGUGGGAAAAACCUAGUUUCAAGGUUCCGUUCUUGUUGACCUUUGUCUUGGCCGCAAUCAAUAUAUGA
Messenger RNA from Lachancea nothofagi CBS 11611, 603 nucleotides. The record is from the annotation of a GenBank genome assembly. NCBI's taxonomy places the organism in Eukaryota, Fungi, Ascomycota, Saccharomycetes, Saccharomycetales, Saccharomycetaceae.